AUGACGACAGGUGCGAUGAGAGAGAUCGUCUUCUUCGACGUAGAGACGACGGCUCCGUCGGCGGCGGGGCGGUGGUGGCUGCUGGAGUUCGGCGCCAUCCUGGUGUGCCCCAGGAAGCUGGUGGAGGUGGGCAGCUACGACACCCUCAUCCGCCCGGGCGACCUCUCCGUCGCCGUCACCAGGCGAUUCACGGACGUCGAGGCCAUCGCGGCGGCGCCGCCCUUCAAGGACGUGGCCGACAAGAUAUUCGACAUCCUGGACGGCCGCGUGUGGGCUGGGCACAACAUCCAGCGCUUCGACUGCCCCCGCAUCCGCGAGGCCUUCGCCGACAUCGGCCGCCCCGCCCCCGAGCCCGCCGGCGUCAUCGACUCCCUCAACGUCCUGGCCGCGGAGUUCGGCCGCCGCGCGGGGGACCUCAAGAUGGCCACGCUCGCCACCUACUUCGGCAUCGGCAAGCAGAAGCACAGGAGCCUGGACGACGCGCGCAUGAACCUCGAGGUGCUCAAGCACUGCGCCACCGUCCUGCUGCUCGAGUCCAGCCUGCCCGACGUCCUACGCACGCAGCAGGCUCGCCAAGCCGAUGGCGCCGCGGUCACCAGGAGGAUGGCGGCGCACCGCGCCACCGUCACCACAGCGGCACCGGCGACGAUCACCGUCACCUCGUCCUCCUCUUCUACGACGGCGCCGCCUAAACAUGUGCAGCACCACCGGACCGGCGUCUUGUCGCAGACCAAGCUGCCGUUUACUCCUGUGCGCCACCAAGCGCCGCCACGCCCGGCAGCACCAGCAACUGCACCUGCGCCUACGGCAACCCCCACCCCCUGCGGCAAGCGGAAUAGCCUGGGCAAGGUGGUGCCGAGGGCCGUCGCCCAGCAAGCUGCUGCUGCUCCAUUGAGUACUAGCACAAGCAGGCGCCCGGUGACGGCGACUGCAGCGACGACGCCCUUCCACAUGAUCCUCAGGCACUCCAGGGCCAUCCUCAGAUGA
Molecule: messenger RNA, 987 nt
Organism: Miscanthus lutarioriparius
Lineage: Eukaryota; Viridiplantae; Streptophyta; Magnoliopsida; Poales; Poaceae
Source: the annotation of a GenBank genome assembly